GGGGGGUUUAUUUUUACAAAGUUCUGUACAAAUUUUGAAAGAAAAAAAUAAAAAUUAUUUUUUUUUUUUGUAAUCAACCUUAUAAUACUCUUGAAAAAGUUUAACUAAAUUAUUAGAAAUGAUUCAUUUGAAUGACUUGAAAACUUCAACAGUAUUUUGUUUAUUUUUCGAAGGCAUUGAAUAAAAUAGAAUGAAAUAAAAUUAAAAUAAGUAAUUAUUUCAUAAAAAUUAACAUAAGCCUCUUAUUGAUUAAAAGAAUAAUUAAAAUUUGAAAAUGGAAGAUAAUUUAAGCACAAAAUCUUCAGAUUCAUUAAGCACAAGUGGAGAAUAUGAAAUAGUACCAGAAGCUCCUAUAUUAAAUACAACAACAAUAACAGAUAUAACAAAUAAUAUUGUCUCGAAGGAUUGUUCAGUAUUUCCGAAAAAUGAAAAGAAAACCACAAGAUCUCCAACUCUUAAUAUUGCAAAUAAUGGUGAUUUUUCAGCAUUAGAAAAAGAUAUGAAUGAAGUUAUUAAAGAAUUGGACACGGAAAAGUCAUUAGAAUAUAUCGAGAACAAUUCAAAUUUUGAAUCAUUACUUAAUGGCUCAAUCGAAAUCAUGCCAAUUAUAGAAUCACCAAUUUUAGAUUUAUUUGUUUUAAAGGCUGAAAUAAUGGAUGCAACCAUAGAAGGUUCAAACAAAUUUGAAGCACCACCGAAAAAUACAAAUAAAUCGAUGACAUUACCAUUGGUUGAAUCAAUUUCAAAGGAGAAAACUGAGCCAGUACCAAUUAAGGUAUCUCCUACAGUAUUAUCAAUACAAAAAGUUAUAACUCAAUCAGAUGAAUUAUUAUCACCUAAGAGUGAUUUAUCAACUCCUGACAUUAAUCGUGUUGGUCAUUCAGUUUUUUACGAUUGCAUCGAUACUAGUCCAUUAUCAAUUUUACCUGCAAAUGGUGUCGAAAAGCAAGAUAAACCAGAGAAAUCAGAUUCUGAAGAGGAUUCAUCUAAUUUUGAUCGUGGCUAUACAACAUUCUCUGGAAUAGUACAUUUGGGAGCUGUAAACAUCAAUUCACCAGCUUCUGGUCCAGAAGUUCAAAUGAGAAUAUCAGAAUUAAAUAGUAGCACAACUUCAGCUGGUCAUAUCGUUUCAGUCAGAAUUCCUAAUAAUUCAGACGGGUCUAUUGUUUUGUAUGAUGCUGAAACUGAUGUAAUAGUUUAUAGUUUUGAAAUUCAAAGAAUAGUCUUUUAUACUCAUGGUCCUCCAAAUAGUCCGGAUCAAGCAUGUUUUGCUUUUACAUGGAGUCACGGCGAAUCUUACGAUACAGCAAUGCAUAAAUGUCAUGUUUUUAGAUGUCAUACUCCUGAAGCAAUUACUCAAAUAAGCGCUUGCUUCACAAAAGCAUUUGUUCCACCUGUUAGUUUAACUGGAAGUGUUACAUCGGCUGUAGAUAAUAAUAGUGUUAUGAUGGCAUCUAUAACAUCUGAUCAAAGUGGGAAUCCUUUGAAUACAGCUAGUUAUGAUUUCAUCGUAACCCUUUCAUUUAGUGAAAAAAUAGACAAAAAAACAUACAGUCCUGUAACACGUGAUAAGGGAUGUUUUAAAUUACAUUGUAAUACAGAUAAAGAAGUAACAAUAAUUGUUAAACAAACUCCAUCCGACGUAUUACAGCCAUUAUUCAUUGAACGUUGUUUUGGAGUUUUGUUAAGUCCUGGAAAACUAAUUCGACAAGCUGAUAUGCAACUUUUAGACAUGGUAUCAAUGGGAUAUCAAAGGUCUGAAACCGUUGCAUCCCAAGCACUUUGCCCUUAUCGUAUUAGAGCUGAAUGUAAAGCAAAAGAAAAAGCAUUUAAGCAGUUAAAUUUUGAAUCUUCAAAAACAUUUUUGACCGUCGCUGUUGAUUUAGUUAUUAAAGGAAUACAAGAACCAGUUCGUUUCGUUAUUGAAACAGCUGUUUCAAUACAGCCAUUGCAUGAAAUUCGAAUAAUGGAUCGGUUAAAUAACUUAAUUUCAAAAAGUUCGAUGUCUUUAAGAUUUUAUCUUCAGCUAAAACGAAGCGACGAUGAAUUGUGGGAAGUAAAUUCUAUUGAUCCGUCUGAAGAAAUUAUAGAACAAUCUUCAACCACACACCACGUUGGCGCCUCUACAUUCUUUAACAAUUUAUCAAAAAUAGUUAAAUCUUCAAGUAUAAUGGACGACGUUGAAGAUGAUUGUCCAUCUGAAUGUAGUUCUGACGGUGAUGAACCAUUACUAAGCGGAACUGGAGAAGUAUCAAAAGAUUGUUCUCCAGAUUUAUUACAUGAAUGGAAUCCUGUUCUAAAAGAAUGGGACAAUGAAAAACGUCCAAAAGCAUUAGCGGCCCUUGUAAGAUGUGGUAUCCCUGAAGCACUUCGGGGUAAAAUUUGGCAAAAGCUGGCAAAUGUUGAAAAUAAAGACAUGACUGAUACAUACAGAAUUUUAAUAACCAAAGAAACUAAAUGUGAAGCUAUGAUAACGAAAGAUAUAAAUCGAACUUUUCCAGCACAUAAGUACUUUAGAGAAAAUGGUGGAACUGGGCAAGAUUCAUUAUUCAAAGUAUCAAAAGCAUACGCCGUUUACGAUAUGGAAGUCGGUUAUUGCCAAGGACUAAGCUUCAUUGCAGCGAGCCUUCUCUUACAUAUGCCUGAAGAAGAUUCAUUUUCGGUUCUGGUAUCAAUCAUGUAUGAAUACGGUUUACGUGAGCUCUAUAAACAAGGAUUCGAAACACUUUAUUUGCAUUUGUAUCAGUUAAAUCGCUUAAUUAAAGAUUUACUACCAAAAUUAUACGAACAUUUCGAACGAAAUGGUAUCGAAACUCACAUGUUCGCUUCACAAUGGUUUCUGACAUUGUUCAAUGCAAGAUUUCCUCUCUAUUUUGUAUUCCAUGUUUUGGAUAUAUUUCUUUUAGAUGGCAUGACAAUAUUAUUUCAAGUAGCUAUAACCUUAUUACAAAUUUGUGAAAACGAAUUAAGACAAUUAGAUUUUGAGGGUAUUCUAAAAUAUUUUCGAGUAUCUUUACCCAGAAAAUGUCGUAAAGAACGUGAAGCUGAUCGGGUUUUGAAAAUGGCUUGUGAUCGAAAAAUUAAAAAAUUAAAACAAUAUGAAGAAGAAUUCAUAAUAAGAAAACGAAAUGAAGAACUUCUUGAAAAAGAAGCACAAAUUUAUGAAGCAAAAUUUGGUGAGGAACGUAAAAAAUUUCAUGCAGAAAUUAAAGAUUUGCAAAAAAAAUUUGAUGAUGCAAAUGAAAAAAUUAAUCAAAAUGAAAAACGUCAUUCAAAUAUAGUUGAAGACUAUAAACAAAUAAUAAAUAGGCAAGAACAACAAAUAACCAAAUUAAAUUGUAUGUUGGAGGAUAUUACGAGAACUGUGUCUACAUGUCAGUCUUGUUCAACUUGUAUACAUCAAGGUGAUACAAAAAUUAAUAAAGAUUUUAAAACUGCUUUGGAGGAAAACACUAAAAAAGUUGAAAUGCCAUUAGGUCCCUUAGACCCAUUACACUUAGCUCAACAACGUGUUCGUGAAUUGGAAUUAGAAUUAGCAGCAGUUAAAUUAGCAAAAGUUGAAGCUGAAUGUGAGAAUCAAGAAUUAAAUCACCAAUUAAAUACAACUUUAACUGAAAUGCAAAGUAAUAGAAACAGCUGGCAACCGUGGUUAUCAAAAACUAUUAACACAAUUCAAGAAAAAGUUACGACAACACGACGCGAUACUCCAACAUUCCAGUCAUAUACAAACUCGUCGCAUAAUCAAAACCUCGAUAAUGCAGGAAGUCAGGAUAAGAACUCGACAGCAAAACAACAAAUGGAAGCUUCACCAAAGCUACCAGCAAAAUAUCAACCUCAUAAUAAUAUUCGUAAUAAUAGUGUUGAUUUAAAAAGAGAUCGUCCUAUAUUACAAAGCGCUUUGAGUUUUACCAGUCUUAAAUAACAUAAAAAUUUUAUGAAUCAAGAUAUUCAAAAAAAUUGUUAAACAAAAAUAUUUAUCAUAAAUUUCAUUAUUAAAAAUUUAUAUUCAUACAAAUUUAUUUUAAUAUGUACAUAAUAUGUAAUUUAUGUGCAUAUAAAUGUUUUGUUAUUAAACAUACAAUUUUUCAACUAUGAUCAGAUCUAUAGAAUAUUUCAUAUUUUGGGAAAUGAUCUACAUAUUUGUUUUCUCUUUUGUUUUUAAAUAAAUUAAUUUAUAACAUACUUUACUAUUGACGCCAAUAUCCGAUUACAUCUAUGUAUCUUUUAUUUAAUUAAAUAAUAAAAAUUUCAAAAUUAAAUUUUCUGAUAAUCAAAAAUUUGGAAAGAUAUUUGUUGUAAGUGUUCGGAUACUUGAAUUUUAUAUACAAAAAAGGAUCAAAAAAUUAUUAUACGUUUUGAAAACAAUUUCUCAGAAAAUAUUGUUCUAGAUACGGGCUAAAGUUCGAAUUUUUGCUUCUUAGUUUCGUAAUAUACAAUAAGUAUGUAUAAAGCACGCAGAUUUAGAUUUCCACACAAAUUUGUUUUCUAUUAGAUAUGCGAAUUGCUAUUUGAGAAAUACAUAUAUACAAUAUUAUGUAGAAAAUUAAAGUAAAAACUUUUAUAUAAGAAAAUAUUAAAAAAUUAAAUGAGUACAUAAUGAAUGUAAAUAUUAAGCUUACUACAAAAUAUACCUAACUACAUAUAUAAUAGAUAUUGUUAGAAAAAUUCUUACCAAAUUAAUAAAACGAGUCGCUAGCUUAUUUCAUCUUAUACUUAUUUACUUUAUCUAAAUCAAAAUACUUCAAAUUAUUUUUAGCUGAUUUUUUCUUCUGAAUUUACGGGAAAUUGAAUUGGCCUAACAAGUUAUUUUUAAUAUCAAUUAUGUGUUAAAGUUUAAUUAAUUUAGAAACGCAACUUUAUAUGAACGCGCUCCAGUUUUAAAUAAAAAUCAUUUUCGAGAGAAUAACAAUGGAUUUUAGUUACAAAACACAAAUUUGUACACAGAAUUAACCGAAAAAAUCAAAACCUAAAAACUAAUAUUGCUGUCGAUCUUAAGAGUAAAAAAUAUUUAAAUUAAAGGUGUUCACAAAAUUAAUAAUGGAAAAUUCAACUAUAGCAAAAGAUUAAUGAUGAAUCCAGGAUUUUAAAAAAAAAAUUUAUAUUUUUAAUAAUAGAAAAAUGUUUUAAUUUUUAAAUUAUGAGUUACUUAAAUAUGUUCUUUUAUUCUAUGUUUAUAGAACUGUGCAUUAUUUUUAUUCUUUAAUGUAGUUUAAUUAUUUAAUGGUCUGUUCUACGUUUAAAAACAAAUAAUUAUACGAAUUAUCAUAUCAAUAGUCCUAGAAACUAGUUCUUUUCAUUUUCAAUAUGUCUUAAUUUCGAAAUAUGUUUUAGUUUAAUAUACUUAUAAUAUAAUAUUUUUAAAAAUUUUACCAACAGAGCAAGUAAAACAAAAUAUUAAAAAACAAAAAAUUCAAUUGAACAAAUUCGAACUUAUUUUGAAUUGUCGCUACGCUAAGUUUGAAUUUUUUGUGUAAUUGUCCUACUAGGUAUUUAUAAUAAACAAAAUAAAAUUUUAACUUGUAGAAAAGUAAAUGUAAUUUGUUUUAAAUAAUAUGUAUAAUUUAAUUAUAAUUGCUAUUGCCAUUUUCUUCUUUCAAAUUUGUUAAAAGUAUUGUUUUUAUUAAAAAAUUUUCUACUCACAUAACGGUAUAAAUGAAAUGUGUAAAAUGUGUGUGAGUGAAAUUUUAAAUUUAAAGUUAUUUAUUAUACCCAAAAUUCAUACAUACUUAAAACAUUAAAGUGUAAACAAAAAAAAAAGGAUCACUAAUUAAAAUAAAAAAUUUUAAUUUUGUUCUCUUAAAAAACUCAUAAUAAAAUUCGAAAUUAUCGAAUGAAAAAUAAAUGUAUGAAAAUAAUAAUAAAAAACAAAAAGAUAGGUACAUUAAGAAUUAGUUCAUUUAUUUGAAAAAAAAAAUAUUAAACA
Messenger RNA from Condylostylus longicornis, 5923 nucleotides. It is a transcript of the gene GAPcenA, whose product is annotated as rab GTPase-activating protein 1-like. Bases 275 to 3922 code for a protein of 1215 amino acids. The record is from RefSeq and is a predicted model, not a curated record. Lineage: Eukaryota; Metazoa; Arthropoda; Insecta; Diptera; Dolichopodidae. The transcript has 12 exons.